AUGCACGACGAUUCGAAAGCAGAGAUACAAGAUGAAGAGCACCAUUCUAUCAAAGAUGGUGCUUUUCAAUCUGAAGAGGACACAGGACACAAGCCCAUUAGUAUUCGAGAAUAUGUGGUCUCGAGACUCACCUCACUCAAGCCUCCUACGAACAGCUUUCUUGCUGUCUCAUUCCUUGCAUGUUCUUGGGGCGCAUUCGACUAUUUUACGGUGUCGCUCACUGUUUCUGAUCUCGCGGAAACUUUUGGUACCUCCACUUCGGAUAUCACCCGGGGCAUCACUGUCGUUCUGAUGUUCCGAUCGGUUAGUUCCAUCACGAAUCUUCCUGCUGAUGCUGCUAUUAGGCCCUUUAUCAUCAACCUCGUGUUAUCUAUUGUGCUGGAGCCUGGGACAAGUUUUUGCCAAACCUAUCAACAGUUCCUAGCUGUUCGCGCUCCAUAUGGAGUCGCAAUGGGUGGCAUGUAUGGAAUUGCAGCCGUCACCGCGCUGGAGGAUUGCCCCAAAGAAGCCCGUGGUCUGGUAGCAGGUCUCAUGCAACAAGGCUAUGCAUUCGGCUACUUGCUUGCAACCGCCUUUGCGCGUGCUCUCGUGAAUACGACCAGUCACGGUUGGCGCGCCAAUAUUUCCCAUAAAUAUGGUUUGCGGCAUGUUUUCCAGUUCUCAUUAUUGUUUUCCGUCUGUGCCUGGAGCGUAAUCCCGAUCUGUGUCCUGGAGCUGUCCCCGGUUGCCUUCCAAGCGUUUGUAGUUGGAUCGGCGUACCAGUUCGGUAAUCUGGCUUCCUCGGCUUCUUCUACCAUUGAAGCCACGAUUGGUGAACGAUUUCCUCUGCCACCGUUGACGAAAGCCGAUGGUACGGUUGUCGACCGCUACUACUCCGGGAAGGUCAUUUGCAUUCUCACGGGGGCAGCCUAUGCCUACAUCAUUCUACUUCUGCUUCUGGGACCGGAGAAAAAGGGACGUAGUACAGAUGGUGUUGCUGAUACGGACUCUGCUGGAGUUUGA
This is a messenger RNA of Talaromyces proteolyticus, 1002 nucleotides long. RefSeq lists its product as uncharacterized. Gene Ontology annotation, biological process: plasma membrane lactate transport. The record is from RefSeq and is a predicted model, not a curated record. NCBI's taxonomy places the organism in Eukaryota, Fungi, Ascomycota, Eurotiomycetes, Eurotiales, Trichocomaceae. Gene Ontology annotation, cellular component: plasma membrane. Bases 1 to 1002 code for a protein of 333 amino acids. Gene Ontology annotation, molecular function: secondary active monocarboxylate transmembrane transporter activity. The transcript has 3 exons.